Messenger RNA from Megalops cyprinoides (Indo-Pacific tarpon), 7492 nucleotides. RefSeq names its product death-inducer obliterator 1-like. The coding region runs from base 205 to 7479 and encodes 2424 amino acids. Gene Ontology annotation, biological process: apoptotic signaling pathway; DNA-templated transcription. Lineage: Eukaryota; Metazoa; Chordata; Actinopteri; Elopiformes; Megalopidae. The transcript has 17 exons. The record is from RefSeq and is a predicted model, not a curated record. Gene Ontology annotation, cellular component: nucleus.
CCAUUUCCACCGCGGAGAGAAAAUGGAGGACUUGAAUGGAGACCGUCCUAAAUUCUAAAACAACAACGAGGACAGUCAACUCAGUUACCGCAGCACCUGGCCUGUGAUGUACGCUUGGCUGGACCAGCUGUAAGAGAGGACCGAUCACCUUUCUCUUCACUGAGAGGCAGAUAUUGUGAUUGAAACUGUAGUGGCUUAUCAGCUAUGGAGGACAGUAUCAGCCCAGAGCGGUCUCCCGCUACCGGGUCAGAGCAGAACCAGGAUCCUCUGGAUAUCAGCUCCCAAGCUACAGCAGCAGAGGAAAAAGAGGAGCCAAGUAAUGAGGACACGGAGAGGCAGGAGGAGAAGUCAGUGAAGGUUGCCAGCGAGUUCAAGAAGACCUGGGGCUUCCGUAGGACCACGAUAGCAAAGCGAGAGAUGCCGGGAGACGGCGACAGCCAGGAGAGCAGGAACGCGCCGGUGCGGCGCAGCGGCCGGCAGGCGAAACGCACCGACAAGCUGGAGGAGUUCCUGUCCACAGCCAAAAGAGGGCGCGGCGGGAGGAGGAGCGCCCCCGCCCACCUGGAGCCCUCCGACCCCCCUUCCCAGACACCCACCGACGCCGAGACUGCCUCCGAGGCCAGCUUCGACGGAAACGCGGAGGUCAAGGCCGGCGAUGGCAAGAAGGCCCCGGAGAGGGUGAAGGGCGGGGCCAAGAGGAGGGCGCAAAAGCCCAAGAGUGGCUCUGUCAGCGAUGAGGGGAGCUCGGAAAACGAGGAGGAGGAAAACGGUGAGAAGCCCACCCCGAAGGAGGAGGAACAGAAGAGCGAGGAGGACGGAAAAGAGGAGGUCCCUGAGGCAGAGCAGGGAGCCGUGAAGGAAGAGGAAGAGGAGAAGAAAGAGGAGGAGGAGGAGGAGCAAAAACCUGCAGCCGAGCCCAAGCCAGCAUCCAGUAGCCCUGCUAGGGCUGGCGGUAAGGACUCCACCCCCGCCAAGAAGAAACCAAAACCGAAAUCAGCGGGGAAGAGCUGCGUGGACAGCAAGGGUGAUGACGAGGAAGAUGACGACGACGAUGAUGAUGAGUCGUCUGGUAAAUCAGACAAUGAGGGCUAUGACCCCAAUGCGCUAUAUUGCAUCUGUCGGCAGAAGCACAACAAGAGGUUCAUGAUUUGCUGUGACCGCUGUGAAGAGUGGUUCCAUGGCGACUGUGUGGGGAUCACUGAGGCGCGGGGCCGUCUGCUCGAGAGGAAUGGGGAGGACUACAUCUGCCCCAACUGCACUAUGCAGAAGAGCCGCUCCGCUUCUCCUGCCAGUGCAUCGGAAAACGAGAAACGCCCGGUCCGUAAGGCCGAACAGAGCUCCCCCGCUGAACAGACAGCACCCCCUGCUGGAGGGGAGGACAAACCCGGCGAGGACCUGGGAAUCAAGGGGAGAAUUGAGAAGGCCACCAACCCCAGCGGAAAAAAGAAAAUCAAGAUAUUUCAGCCGGCCGUGGAAGCGACCGCGACUGUGACCGCGCUGCCCAAAUGUAUUGGCCCCGGCUGUGGUAGAAACGCGUUGCCGGAAUCUGUCUACUGCGGUAACGACUGCAUCCUGCGUCACGCUGCUGCCGCCAUGAAGUCUAUCACCGAUGUAAAGGAGACCAAACCCAAGGAGAAAAGCAAGCCGAAGGCGCAGAAGAAACCCGCCACACGAUCCACUGCCAAGAAGAGGGCCGUCCCUGAGAGGAAGGCGGGGAGGAGGUCCACAGAGUCAUCUGGCCAGGCGGAGGAGGAAGACUCGGACAGCGAAGAGGAGGAGCAAGUGGAGCAGGAGCCACCCAUUGCGUCUUGGUCCAGCGACCAUAAUUACAAUGCAGUAACGCCAGAAAAGACUGCUCCCAUUGCAUCAUCUGUGUUUAACAAAUCGUCUGGAAAGGACAGUGAAGAGGAUGAGGAUGAGAAGGAGCCGGCAUCUGUCCGCAAGCAGUCCCCAGUCUCCUCCCCACCCCCCAAGUCCAGCAAGAAGUCCCCAUUAGUCACCAAGAUGCUCACAAAGGGGAAAAAGCACACCCUCCCACCAGCCAAUCGCGGGAGAGCUUCCAAGAAACCUCUGCCUCCCAGCAAGGCCAAAAAAUCCAGCUCUGCCCUCCCACACCCUCCCACUGCUGCCCCCUUGCCAGCAGGGCCCCCCGCAGCCCGACAUCACAUCACAGGGGCCCUGAGGGUCAGUAAGACCACCUUCACCAUUCCUAAAAAGCAGUCCCAGCCCCAACCCCAACCCCCUGCCUCGGGGCUGUCUACCACUUCCAAGCCCCCACCAGUGUCCAGCAUGCCUCCCACCUCGUCCUCAUCCGCCCCUCCAAGACCCCCUCAGCCUGCGCCCGUUGUUGCCCCUCAGCCUCAGCCAAACAACCAGAUCAGACAGAACAUCCGUCGCUCACUCACGGACAUCCUGUACAAGAGGGUGAGCGACAGCGAUGACCUGGCAAUAUCCGAGAGUGAGGUGGGAAAACUGGCAGUCAACAUCGAGAAAGAGAUGUUCAACUUAUUCCUCAACACGGACAACAAGUACAAGAACAAGUACAGGUCCAUUAUGUUCAACCUGAAGGACCCAAAAAACAAGGGGCUGUUCUAUCGAGUUGUCGGAGGUGAGGUGACUCCCUUCAAGCUGGUGAGGUUGAGCCCAGAGGAGCUGCUCUCCAAGGAGAUCUCAGAGUGGCGGCAGAGGGAGACCCCUGAGGUGAUGGAGCCCAGCGCCAGAGCCCCACCUGGCCAGCUGAAGCCUGGUCAGAAGCAGGAAAGCGUGCCUGACGUGGACAUGGAGGAGUCUCCUCCACUAUCAGACGGAGACGUAUGUAUCCUUGCCACCUCUCCGUCGCCUGGCAUGGCCUCUGCUGCAGAUCAGGAAGAGUCCCGACCAUCUCCUGCCCCUGCCCCCACCCCUGCGACCACUCCUGCAAUGAAGGCCAGUCAGAUCAGUGUGACGAGCCCAGUCCCUGACAUCUUCAGCAGUAUGCUCAAGGACACCACUGCCGAGCACAGAGCUCACCUGUUUGACCUCAACUGCAAGAUCUGCACGGGCCAGAAGUCUGCUGAUGAUGAACCUGUGCCAAAGAAGCCGAAACUAUCUGCAUCUGCUGCCACCAAGAAAGCAGAACCCAAGGUUAAGCAGGACCCACGGCCGGCCAAGGCAGGCGCUUCCUCAACUGAGGGGACUCCAGCCGCCCCACCUGGGGGCGAGACGCCCGUCAGCGAAUCUCCUGCAUCCCCAGAGGACACCAGCAUGGUGGCCACCUCGUCCCAAUCCUGCGCCCCUGUCACAAUCCCUGCAGUUUCCUCUGUCUCCAUCACGCGCCGGGACCCGCGGACUGCUGGCUACCGCCCCCCUGUGACGGUCACCCCAGCCCCACCAGCCACCUCCAGCACCUCUGAGCCAUCUGUGACGGAGACCAAGGUUGCCCUACCCCCACCCCCGCCCCCUCCUCCCUCUGCUCCCAAGUCCAUCCUGCUGAAACCUGCCUCCUCGCCUGACACACGAUUCUUCAGCACAUCUGGAACCAGCGUGGCGGAAUCACGCUCCCCUCAAGACAGUGAGACAGCCAUGUUCCUCUCUGGCCAGGAGAUGAUGUGGAAGGGCUUCAUCAACAUGCACACCGUGGCCAAGUUUGUCACAAAGGCCUACCUGGUGUCUGGGUCCUUUGAACACCUGAAGGAGGAUCUGCCGGAUACCAUUCACAUUGGCGGCCGAAUCUCCCCGCACACGGUGUGGGACUACGUGGGGAAGCUCAAGACGUCUCUGUCAAAGGAGCUGUGCCUGAUCCGCUUCCACCCGGCGACGGAGGAGGAGGAGGUGGCCUACAUCUCUCUCUUCUCUUAUUUCAGCAGCCGGCGACGCUUUGGCGUGGUCGCCAACAACAACAGGCGCAUUAAAGACCUCUAUCUCAUCCCGCUGAGCGCCAAGGAUCCGCUGCCCUCCAAACUGUUACCCUUCGAUGGGCCAGGUCUGGAGCCAGCACGGCCAAAUCUUCUCCUCGGAUUGGUGAUUUGCCAGAAAGAGAAAAAGCGCUCCGCAGCCCCCCAGGAGGGUGACGAGAAACGAGCUAAGCUGCAGGCGCGAGAAGCCGACGACACAGGCCUUCCCAAACCUCUUUCCCUUCCCAGGCCUGAUGUCAAGCAGGAGAAGGCCCACCUGUACAAUCCAGAGGCUGCCAUGAGCACUACCCCACCAGGCUCCCCACCCCCUCUGGGCUCCUCUGAACCCUCCACAGGUUCCCUCGUGACCCCCUCUGUGCUGUCUCUUGUGUCCUCCAUGAAGACUCCUGCUGCCGGUAGCGCAGGCAAGGACUCUCCAUCCUCUUCCACCUCGGUCCCCACCUCCUCUGCCACUCCCCUUCAGACCAUCCUGAAGACACUCUUUGGCAAGAAAAAGCAGGACUCUGAUGCGUCGCUCUCCCCAUCGGAGCACGGCUCAUCUGAGACCACAGCACCCCCAGUACAGUUGCUUGACCCUAUUGUCCAGCAGUUUGGUCAGAUUUCCAAGGAGAAGGCGAUGGAAGAGGAUGAAGAUGACAGACCAUACGACCCUGAAGAAGAAUACGAUCCAGCUAUGGGCUAUGGAGAGGAGGCACCCAUUAGCACGAGAAAAGCAUUUGAGGCUGGUAAACCAUCUGAGGCUGCUGACGCCACCACGAAUGCGGACGUUGAUGACGUAGCCUACGACCCGGAAGAUGAAACCAUCUUUGAGGAAGUGAAAGUUGGCGUUGGUGGCAGUGAAGCAAAAGCCAAAGCAUCAUCUGAGAACGAGGGUGGAGCUUCCACACUGACUGAACAGCAGAGGAUGCUUGAUGAGCUGAACAAGCAAAUAGAAGAGCAGAAACGUCAGUUGGAAGAGCAGGAGGAGUCCAUUCGUCAACAGAGAGCAGCUGUAGGGGUUUCAAUAGCAGAUGCAUUAUUAGUCCCUCCUACAAAAUCAUUAUUGGCUAACAGCCAAUUGCUACAGUUGGGCAAAAAGGUUGAAGAACUGGUGGGUAAGACCCCAGCUGCUCCAGUGAUUAACCAGAGAAGAGAUCCAAGGCAGAGCAGGGACCCGCGGCAGGCAGCAGCUAAUCGACGGCUCACAACUGACUCUGUGGAAAAAGAAGACACCACUGCAGGAGCCAGUGGUGAGGACACAGCAGCACCACCACAGCCAGACGUCAUACAACCAGCCCCUGUCCAGCCAGCAACAGAGACACAGACUGAGACAGUCCCCUUCCUGGAUACAGAGAGCACAGAAGUGUCUAUUCCUCUGUUAGGGGAGACAAUAGAACCUGAAAUGGAAGAAGACACUUUUACUGAGCCAGCAGAGAAAGCUAACAAAGAUUCUACCAAGGCUGAGAUCGAAAGCAACCCUUACACGGCCUGGCCGAAUUCCGCCAGCAUUCUAAAAGCCAAGGAGCUUUCUGAUCGGGAGCAGCCGCUGGAACCACCUGUGGCCGACCCAGCCCCGGCCCAAACUCCAUAUUAUGGCGCACACGGGAACAGCAAUGCUUCGCUUCCUUCAACUCUUCCUAGAAUUCCCCAGGACACAACACAGGGCAACACCUACCCGCCGGAUUCUCAGCCUCCUCUUGUGCCGCACAUGGGAAUGUCGAACCCAGAUUAUGCCACCCCUCAGGACAUACCACCUCCUUUCCAGCCCCCGCUUGGGCCUCCACCCAUGCAGGGAAUGCCCCCUAUCCAGACUCCUCCUGCUCUGCAAGGUGAGAGUGACCAGUCCCAAUACAGAGAUCCGUCCCACUUUGGGCCACCUGCUCCUUACCCACCCUAUCAGAAUCAAUGGGGAGCACCUCAGCAACAGUUUGAUGCCCCUCGAGGGCCCCCGCCUCAACCCAUGAUGGGACCAAGGGCUCCCCCUCCGUUCCAGCCUAUGGGUCAAAGGGGCCCUCCGCCUCAGAUGUUUGAUGGUCCCAUGGCUUCCAUGCCCCCCCAGCACAUGGGCCAGAGAGGCCCACCUCCUGGACAGUUCAUGGAGGGUCAUGGCCCCCCACCCCCGACUUUUGAUGGACAGAAUGGUUCACUCCAGCCAAGGUUCAAUGGACCCCCACCUCCGUUUAAUUUUUCUGGGCCUCGAGGUCCCCCUCCACCUUUUGCUGGACCACCCCCUGGUCAUUUUGAUAACAGAGCACCUCCACCAUCACACUUUCCUGGACCAAGAGUGCCCCCACCUCCCCAUCAGUUUGGAGACCAUGGGCCUCAGAAGCCCUUAUUGGACACACCUAGAGGGCCUGAUGACCAGCAGUAUGACAGCAGUAGCGGGUCCUAUCAGCCGGGGAUGGAGCAACACCAAGGGCAGACGCCACCACACAUGUACAGAGAAAACCAGCCACCAUCGCAGGCUCCUCCCUACAGGGCUCCACCCCACAAUCAGUUUGAUGGACGGAGAGGUGGUGGCGAAAUGGGGCCGCAACGUUUCACCCCUCCCAAUCAGUUUGGAGGACCAAGGGGGCCACCCCCGCACCCUCACAAUCAGAGGGUGCCUUCACCUCCACAUCGAGGGUCCUUUGAAGAUCAGCGAGGCCCUCACCCUCCAGACUUCCCAAGACAGAGAGGGCCUCCUCCAUCGCACUUUGGGGGCCCACGGGCCCACCUGCCCCCCACUCACUUCUCAGAGAGUGGGGGAGGGCAGCCACGGUUCCAUUUUGAUAGUCAUCCACCGGAGGGAAGACCACUGCGGCACUCUGGUCCUCUGCUCCCCACACCCCCCGAGGGUCCCAUUCCAAUCCCAAGCCGCAUGGGACAUAGCCCCGACUCCCACCGUGAAGACCACUGGAGGCAUGGCCCUGACAUGAGGAGGAGAGGCAGUGCCAGGGACGAUUCUGAUCCGCGCAACAGUGGGGACAGGCCUGGCAGGUUUGAGGCAGGACACCGAGACAGGGAGGGCGGUCAGGGUCCGUCACGUCUGUCUGAGGAAAGGCAGAGAGAAGUGUCCGAGGACAGGAGGAGGGAGAGGGACAGCAGCAGGCCGUGGGACAAGAAUGCCGGCAAACGCUGGAGCAGAGAGCGAGACCGGGAGAGAGACCGUGAGAGGGACCGUAGCAGGGGGAGGGAAGUGGACCGGCACAGAGAAGGAGACGGGGACAAGAGGAGGGACAGGGACCGAGAGAGAGACCGUGAAAGGGACCGUGGCAGGGAUCGAGACUCGGACCGUAGAGACCACGACCGUGACCGUGCUAGGAACAGAGACAGAGACCGGGACCGUGAUAGGGACCGGGAUCGCGACAGAGACCGAGACAACAGGGACAGAAGACGUGAUCGGUCAAGAAGCAGGGAUAGAGACCGUGGAAAAGACCGGGACCGUGGGAGAGAGAGGGACCGGGACAGAGAGAGGGACAGAGACCGGGACAGAGAGAGGGACCGGGACCGAAGGGAGAGGAGUAAGAGCAAAGAAAAGGGGAAAGAAAACAAAUCAGAACCCCCAAAGGAGAGUGAGAAAUCUUCAGAGACUGAGACAGCAGCCAACAAGAACACAGCAUCCUAAUUUUCUGACAUAA